This is a messenger RNA of Wallemia ichthyophaga EXF-994, 1935 nucleotides long. Its product is annotated as Guanine nucleotide-binding protein-like 1. Gene Ontology annotation, molecular function: GTP binding; GTPase activity. The record is from RefSeq and is a predicted model, not a curated record. Bases 1 to 1935 code for a protein of 644 amino acids. Lineage: Eukaryota; Fungi; Basidiomycota; Wallemiomycetes; Wallemiales; Wallemiaceae. The transcript has 2 exons.
AUGAGGCGUACACCACAAUCUGCCAAGGCGAAAAGCGAGAAACUUAAAUUGCAAAGGGCACAGAACAGAGGCGAGGAUGUUGAAAUAUCCAAGAAGUCACAGUUGCCAAAGUUCUCGAGAUCUGCUUAUCUGGAUCCAAAGCUAGGAAAGAAGAAGAAAGCUGCAGAGAAGCUUGAAUCUACUUGGCAGGGAUCAUCCAACCAGGAAUACGUCGAUCAGAAUGAGGUGAUUGAUAGUUGGUAUUGGCACAGACCUAUACCGACUCACGCCGCAAUCUGGAGCCAAGAUCCAGACGACCAGCAGCUCAGCUGCUUCAGAAGACCAAAGUGGAAUUACAACAUGUCGAAAAAGGAGUUAGAGACUAACGAAGUCAUUCAGUUUAAGAGAUGGUUGAAAUUCAAUGACGAGGCUUUAGAUAAGCUGCAAAAGCAGGACGUUGGUGUCUAUGAGCGCAAUAUAGAAGUUUGGAGGCAGUUCUGGAGAACAUGUGAAAUGUCUCAAGUUUUGUUGAUUUUGAUCGACAUUCGUCUGCCUACAAUACACUUUACAAACUCAUUAAAGAAACACUUAGAUCUUCUUACCGAGAAGCAAAAUAAAAGAGUCAUCUAUGUCUUCACAAAGGUAGAUUUGGUACCUGAUGACACUGCCGCUUGUUGGGAAGCGUGGCUCAAAUCUCAACUCAGCUCUACUGAUCAGAUAGUCAAGCUGAGCACAUAUCAGGUUGUCUUAGGCGAACAAGGGAAAGGCAGGCGUAAGCCAUUCAUCAAACCCGAGAGCAUGGUAGAAUUGCUCACUGCUAUCUCGACUGCACACGCUUCACUCAAGUCUGCAUGUGAGAAUGUACCGGAUGUUGAUUUUGAGGAUGUAGCAAAGGAGAUAAGAGACCGUAUAGAUACAACUGCGCAUCCAAACCAACCAAACGCCUCGACAAACCCUGAUAUUGACCAAGGCGAUACCUUGAAUUCAUCAAGCAAGGUUGCAAAGCGCAAAGCCAGAAAGUUAGGUAGAGUUCAAGCCGAAAACAAGAAAGGUGGUCCAAAAAGAAAGGGUUUCGACGUUGCUUUUGAGGAGGUUGGUUCUCCAGAUGAUCAGGAGGAGCAAGAAGAAGAGCAGGAGCAGGAACACGGUGAUGAAAAUGCCAAUAAUGAACGUACAGAAGAUGACGUUCUCACCAUCGGUUUGCUCGGACAGCCUAAUGUUGGUAAAAGCAGUGUGAUUAACGGUUUAUUCGGAAGCUCAAAAGUGAGAGCCAGUUCUACUCCUGGUAAAACCAAGCACUUUCAAACGCUCUAUUUGGCCAACAAAGUCAGGCUUGCUGAUUGUCCCGGAUUGAUUUGGCCAUCGACGACACCGCGCUGGGCGCAGGUGUUGGGAUCAACGGUACCAAUAUCGCAAGAACGUCAACCUAGCCGCAUAGUGUAUGAAAUUGGGCAGCGCAUGCCAUUGGAAAAUAUACUUCCUUUAGCACCAGAAAGUGUGUUACAGAAGGAUGAAAAGGAAGAUAAACGUACUUGGCGUGAAGGUAUGGUUAGAACCUCAAGACGAGAGGAUAGCAAUACGAAAACCCUUGAGAUACUAGAACGUUACUCAAUCAGAGCAGGAUAUAUGACCGCUAAAGCUGGUCGACCAGAUGUGAAUCGAGCGAGCAACUUUAUAUUGCGCCAAAUAACAACCAGUCAAUUCAAAUGGGCAUAUCUUCCUAAUGGUAUUGAAUUGAUGGAUAAUUCUAAUGGUAUUUACAUUGUGGACAACAACUCUGUUGCGGAAACACAGAAUGAUACAUCCGAAGAAGAGGAUGACGAGGUAGAAAGCGAUGAAAGUGCGGCUGAAGAGCCACAAGAAGAGUCAGAAGCACCUGCUGACAGAAACGUCAGGUCAGCGUUUGAACUAUUGAAUGUUGACGAAGGUGUCGAUGAAGGCAAUUCAGAUGAUUAG